CACUUGUGUUCGCUGGAGUAAACGCUCGCUGGCUCCUCCUCUCACACUGACUGGCAGACGGCCACGCCGAACGCUCCCAUGUCCGCCUCGCCUUCUUUUUUUCCCCUCCGAGAAGCUGCGCUCCAGGGACACAUGUUGAAGCCUCCCAGGGGGUGCGCGUCCCUUUAGGGCCCGCAGAGCCGCGUCACCCGCUUCCUGGUGUCCAGGUCGGCCGAGGACCAUGUGACCACUGGAAGUCCCCCAGCGUCAAGUGACCCGGCUGCGCUGGGAGUCCGAUUCGGCUCACUUUAACAGGCACCCGAGCUCUCGGUCAUAAUGCUUCUGUUUUUGGUGGCAACCACAACCUCGUCUAAUUCGAGCAGCAAUGGCAACCAUACGCAAGAGGGCGUCCCGUCCACCGGCCACCACGUCCUCCCCAUCGUGCUGGUCCUGUCCCUGCUGCUGCUCAUCGUCGCGCUGCUGGCCUGGUACUUCCUCAGGUUAAAAAACCAGAGGAAAGCGGUGGUCACCACAGUGGACAAGAAGAUACCAAAUGGCAUCCUGGAGGAACAAGACGCGACGGUGGUCCUCCUGCCCCGAUCCGCUUCGGCCGCCAAGAACUACCCGCCGCUCGCCGUGGAGCACCUGGAGGACGAGUACAGGCUGCGCUCGGCUGACGACGGAAAACUUUUCCGGGAGGAGUACAACUCUCUGCCGGGGGGCCACGCCCAGGGGACGUACGAGGAGGCCAGCAAGGACAACAACAAGGACAAGAACAGAUAUCCCAACAUUCUUCCCUAUGAUCAUUCCAGGGUGGUGCUGACGCAGCUGGAUGGAAGCUCCGCCUCCGACUACGUCAACGCCUCGUACAUCGACGGUUUCACCGUUAAAAACAAAUUCAUAGCAGCACAAGGUCCAAAAGAGGACACGGUGGCCGAUUUCUGGAGGAUGAUUUGGGAGCAGAAGGUGUCGACGGUCGUCAUGCUGACCAACUUGAAGGAGAGGAAGGAAGACAAGUGUUACCAGUACUGGCCGGAUCAGGGCUGCUGGACCUACGGGAACGUGCGCGUGGCGGUGGAGGACUUCACCGUGCUGGUGGAUUACACCAUACGCAAGUUCUGCAUACAAUACCAAUCCAGCGACGCCGCCAAGACGCCGCGCCUGGUCACGCAGCUGCACUUCACCAGCUGGCCCGACUUCGGCGUGCCCUUCUCGCCCAUCGGCAUGCUCAAGUUCCUCAAGAAGGUCAAGGCGGUCAAUCCGCAGUUUGCGGGGCCCAUCGUGGUCCACUGCAGCGCUGGCGUGGGUCGGACCGGCACGUUCAUCGUGAUCGACGGCAUGAUCGACAUGAUGCACGCCGAGCAGAAAGUGGACGUGUUCGGCUUCGUCUCCAAGAUCCGAGAGCAGCGCUCGCAGCUCAUCCAGACGGACAUGCAGUACUCGUUCAUCUACCAGGCGCUGCUGGAGUACUACCUCUACGGAGACACGGAGCUGGACGUGUCGUCUCUGGAGGGACACCUGCACAAGCUGCACAACACCUUCAACCAAGGAGACCGCGUCGGCCUGGAGGAGGAGUUUAAGAAACUGACCAACAUGCGUAUCAUGAAGGAGAACAUGAGAACGGGGAACCUGCCCGCCAACAUGAAGAAGAACCGAGUUCUGCAGAUCAUUCCGUAUGACUUCAACAGAGUUAUUCUCUCCAUGAGGAGAGGUCAGGAGUUUACCGAUUACGUCAACGCAUCCUUUAUAGAUGGAUACCGGCAGAAGGACUACUUCAUCGCCACGCAGGGCCCGCUGCAGCACACCGUGGAGGACUUCUGGAGGAUGGUGUGGGAGUGGAAGUGUCACUCCAUUGUCAUGCUCACCGAGCUCCAGGAGAGGGAGCAGGACAAGUGUUAUCAGUACUGGCCCGCGGAGGAGUCGCAAACGUACGGCGAUUACGGCGUGGAGAUGAAGGGCGACGCCUUGUGCGACACUUUCAGCCUGCGAGACUUGGUACUCACCUUCCUGCCGGAGAAGCAGACGCGCGUGAUCCGGCACUUCCACUUCCACGGCUGGCCCGAGGUGGGCAUCCCGGCCGAGGGGCGGGGCAUGAUCGACAUCAUCGCGGCGGUGCAGCGGCAGCAGCAGCAGUCGGGCAACCAUCCCAUCGCGGUGCACUGCAGCGCCGGCGCGGGGCGGACCGGUACGUUCGUUGCACUGAGCAACAUCUUGGAGCGCGUCAAGGCAGAAGGCCUGCUGGACGUCUUCCAAACUGUCAAGAGUUUACGCAUGCAGAGGCCGCACAUGGUCCAGACGGUGGUGAGUAGUCGCGCAACGGAUGGCACUUGUGUGAAUCGGGCAAAGGUUUUUCAUUUUUAUAUACAUUUGAUAUUUUUUUAAAACUGUUUACACAUUUUAAUUGAUUUAACUGCUCUUUGUCAUUAACUUGCAUUUUCUUGAAUCAUUUACUACCUUUUUGUAUUUACUUUUAUCAACAUCAAUUUGCAUUUUUUUUCGUAAUUAUUUCACUAAUAUCAUUUGAAUAUAUUUAGCUGCUUUCCUUUGUGUUGUUUUUAUUUUUUUUUAGUAUUAUUUCUGUAUCUGGCUGCUUUUUUCAUCCUUUUUUAUUUCAUUUGUUUUCACUCAAAAAAUAAGUUAGUAAAAAAGGCAUUGCCUUUUGACUGCUUUUAUUAGUCAAUAUUUCUUGGGUGGACUGUCAUCUUUAUGUGCGUAACUUCUUUUGUUUGUUUUUAUCAUGUUUUGUUAAGGUUGUUGUAUUGGCCUGUUUUUUUUUUUUUUUUUUUUUUCUUCUUACUAACGUCAUUUAAAAAAAAUACAUUUUGCAUUCAUAACAAUUUUUCUUACCAAUGUCAUUCUUUUAUUUACUUGACAAAUGUGUUACUUUCAAAUGUAAAAUGUUUUCCUCAAUUGCUCAUGAUUGGUAUAUUUUUGAACGCAAAGUGGGUCAAAUGUGUUGAUUGCGUUUCACAUUUGAUGUUGUUUUUGUGUUUUUGAGCACAGGAGCAGUACGACUUCUGUUACAGGGUGGUACAAGACUUUGUGGACAUUUUCUCCGACUAUGCCAACUUCAAAUGAGCCGAUUCUCUGCCUUAUCAACGUUGUGAUUGUCCUUUCUGUUUGACUCGUCGUUGUUUUUUUUCUAAAGCCGGUCGAUAAAUGAUCUAUUUUUUGCUAUGCACUUGUCCUAACAUCAACUAAACCUACGUCCCCCCUGUAUUAUAUAAAAAGAAUUGUACAUGAGUUAAAUAAAACAAAGUGGUAAUUUAUAUUUUGUGGUAUGUAUAAUAAUUGUCUCUUUAUUUCAUUUUUCUUGUUGUAUAAUAUUGUACUUUGGAAUGUUUAUGUCCAUGUAAUAUUUUUGAAAGUUGUAAAUGUAUUUAUGUACCGAAAAGCCACAUUUUCUGAGUUUUCUUUUUAAUUUUUUUUUUUCUUCUCUCAUUUCUUGAUGACUGCGACGUGUUCGUGAAGUCCUCGAACGUGAUUCACGUUCCAUUAUGUACUCGCAAAAUGACUCUUAAAUUGUCCUUUUGACACCGGGGGGGGGGGGGAAAGCACAUAAGUCAGCCUUUUACAGCCAAAAAACUUGCAAUAUGUAUCUUUUUUUUUUUGGGGGGGGGGGGGGGGGUGCCAUACCCGUUUCAUUUUCUUUGAACCCUCAUUUUAGUGAAGGCAGAAUUUAGAUUUUAACAAAAAUAGGAAAAACAAAACCAAAAACGUGAAACUGCAGUAAGAGUAACAGCACAGGAUUUCAAAAGUGAUCGAAACAAUACAACAUGUUUGGGUUGUCUCUUUGUAAAGCGUCUACAUGUCAAAUAACUCGAUGGCUGCAUUAAACAAAACUUUGUGAAUAAUUUCA
This is a messenger RNA of Phyllopteryx taeniolatus (common seadragon), 3838 nucleotides long. Its product is annotated as receptor-type tyrosine-protein phosphatase epsilon-like. Gene Ontology annotation, molecular function: protein tyrosine phosphatase activity. Gene Ontology annotation, biological process: protein dephosphorylation. NCBI's taxonomy places the organism in Eukaryota, Metazoa, Chordata, Actinopteri, Syngnathiformes, Syngnathidae. The transcript is spliced from 20 exons. The coding region runs from base 316 to 2361 and encodes 681 amino acids. The record is from RefSeq and is a predicted model, not a curated record.